Messenger RNA from Galdieria sulphuraria, 1893 nucleotides. Its product is annotated as zinc-finger protein. NCBI's taxonomy places the organism in Eukaryota, Rhodophyta, Bangiophyceae, Galdieriales, Galdieriaceae. Gene Ontology annotation, cellular component: nucleus. The transcript has 4 exons. Gene Ontology annotation, molecular function: ubiquitin protein ligase activity; zinc ion binding; nucleic acid binding. Gene Ontology annotation, biological process: ubiquitin-dependent protein catabolic process; protein ubiquitination; mRNA processing. Bases 127 to 1818 code for a protein of 563 amino acids. The record is from RefSeq and is a predicted model, not a curated record.
UCCAUUGGUGCUCGUACGUCGCAGCUUGAUUGAUUUUCGAGGGAAUUUUCUGUGUAGGUUGGCAAGCAGUUCUUUGAGUGUUUUCUUUGGUUACAGUGAAAGAUGGCGUCUGCUAUUCAUUUCAAGAUGAAGUCAGAAAAAGACUUUUCGACGCUGUCUUUUGAAGGCGAUUUCUUAAAAGUUUCGGACUUGAAACUUUUGGUAGUGGAAAAGCGAAAGUUAAAUUAUGGGGACGGUUUUGACUUGGUUAUAACCGAUGCCCAAACCAACGAAGAAUAUACGGACGAGUCUACACUGAUUCCAAAGAACACUUCAGUGGUGAUAAAGAGGGUACCCGGGCAAAAACCGGGAGGUAUCCUUUCGCAGCAGACGUUGGCACGAAGAAACGAAAGAUAUGCGGAGAAAGAUUUGGUGAAAAACAGUGGUGCAGAUAGUUCGUUGGGAGACAAAGCCAAGCGUGCUGCGGUAACUGGUAAGGAGCAACCAAGAGAAGUGGAAGGAGAGGGAGAGGAUGAACGAAUUAGUUCCGUUGUCGACUCCAGUAGCGUUACAUUUACUCAACGACCGCGGUUUAAUCAACAUAAUCCCGUGUUUGACCGACCUCCUCCCCCUAAUUACCGUUGUCAUCGUUGUGGGAAACCUGGACAUUGGAUUCACCACUGUCCAACUAAUGGAGAUCCUAAUUUUGAUAUUGUGAGGGUUCGUCGACCUACUGGUAUUCCCCGCAGUAUGCUUCAAAGCGUCGAAGCUCCUAUUCGAGGAACGGGUUUAAGAACUCCUGGAGGAGAAUUUGUGACAUUAAAACCGAACCAAGAUGAAUUUAGUCGGAGGACAGCUGCGUUACGAAGAAUGGUGGAACAGAGACAAGGUGCAAGUGGUUCAGAUUCAGAAGCAGGUAAUAUAGAUAACGGGACGUCGACUUUGUUGACGAAAGACAGUAUUAAUAAUGAAAGAGCAUUUGUUGAGACACAGAAAGAGUUGAACAAUGAUCAAGUACCUGAAGACGUGAUAAGAAAUGAGUUUGAUGAGAAUAAAUCCAAUUAUCAAGAACAGGAAUAUAGUGUUUAUGAUCAAGUUGGUGAUUCAUUGAAUGCAGUUUCAAAGGAAAUGAAACCAAAUUUGGACUCAUCACAAGAUAUGGUCAAUUCCGUUGACUCCAAUAUAGGUUCACGCAGAAGAGAAGAUAUUGACUCUAAAGAGAUAUUAUCCCCAUACCAUGCAGUAGACAUAUCUAAUAACAAUGACAACUUUUUCUCAUCAAAAGAUAAACUAAAUUUGUCGAAGAAAGAGACUCAUCAAGAUGAUUCAAGUCAUGAUAAGGAACUCAUAUCGCAAGGUAAUACUUCAUCGUGUAUAUCGGAACCUAAGGAGAAUAGCAAGCAUUCUUGGAGAGCUGUGGGUCGCAAGCAUAGCUCUGAGUGGUCAGAAUCUUCGAACAACCUAUCUGCUUUGUACCCAAUGGGCAAUCCAACAUAUUAUCCAGAGAAUAUGCCAGUCGCUUCUUUUCCGAUAAGUUAUCCUAACAUGACACCAGCACUAUGGCCUUUUCCAUUGUUUCCAUUUCAUUCUUUUAGGCAUUCGUUUGCUCCGAUAAAUGACAACAAUAAUGUAUCUUUGAAAGAUGCAGAAGAUGACCAUUUUUCUCACGUCACUCCGCCCAACUCAGUAAAGGAAUCCAAAAUGAAUGAAAACUCGAAAACUUCCAUGAAGAGAAGACAUUGGGGAGAUGAUAGAGAAAGGAAUCAUUCUUCUUCGGAACCAAAGUCUGAUUCCUAUCAACGAUAUCAUAAGCGAAGUAGACCAAAGCAAAAAAGAUGAAAGCGAUCUCGAUUGAAAGAUACUGAAAAGGCUGGUACGUUUACUAAGAUGUGAAAAUUUGUUAUAGUCAAAUUG